AUGGUUAGAUACGCCGCCACCGAAGUCUCCAGCGCGAGGUCUGCAAAGGCCCGCGGAGCAUAUCUACGCUGCUCAUUCAAGAACACCUUUGAGACCGCGAGCGCAAUCUCCGGAUGGAAGCUCCAGCGCGCCAUCAGCUUCCUCGAGCACGUCAAGGAGCACAAGGAAGCCGUGCCUUUCAGAAGAUACGCAGGCGGAACUGGACGCGCAGCACAGGGCAAGCAAUUCGGCGUCACUCGCGCACGAUGGCCUGUUAAGUCUGCCGAGUUCUUACUCGGUCUCCUCAAGAAUGCAGAGGCAAAUGCCGAUACCAAGGGCCUCGAUACCGGAAACCUGAUCGUCAAGCACAUUCAGGUCAACCAAGCCCCCAAGCAACGCCGCAGGACAUACCGUGCUCACGGUCGUAUCAACCCAUACAUGUCCAACCCAUGCCACAUCGAAUUGAUCCUGACCGAGGGCGAGGAGGUUGUUCAGAAGUCAGAGGCGGUUGCUGAUCGGGAGGUUGCGCACUUGAGCUCGAGACAACGUGGUGCUCGCAAUCGUCGUGCGAUCACUGCUGCUUAG
Messenger RNA from Venustampulla echinocandica, 564 nucleotides. Its product is annotated as 60S ribosomal protein L17. NCBI's taxonomy places the organism in Eukaryota, Fungi, Ascomycota, Leotiomycetes, Helotiales, Pleuroascaceae. Bases 1 to 564 code for a protein of 187 amino acids. The record is from RefSeq and is a predicted model, not a curated record. Gene Ontology annotation, cellular component: ribosome; cytosolic large ribosomal subunit. Gene Ontology annotation, molecular function: structural constituent of ribosome. The transcript is spliced from 3 exons. Gene Ontology annotation, biological process: cytoplasmic translation.